AUAUAUCACAUAGACACACAUAAAUAUAUUAUCAUAAAUAAUAGAUGUAAAAUGAUUUUACUUAUAAAAUUACUCAAAUAAUUCAUGAUAGUAAAUUUGCAACGAUUGUAAGUACGUCUUGUGUUCAAUUUGCAUACUGUAUUGCUGCACAGGUAAAAAUGGAAAACGUACAGCAAAGUUCCAAUGGGUCUAGUUUCAAUGAUUACAACGACGUCAAUUUGACUAUACGGAUUCUAUUUCAUGGCCGAGAAGUCGGAAAUGUCAUUGGUAAAGGAGGUGAAACUGUAAAAAAUAUAAGAGACCAGUCUGGUGCUAGAGUUUUAAUCUCUGAUGGUUCAACUCCAGAGCGUAUUGUUACCAUUACUGGAACUACUAAUGCAAUUUGUAAAGCUACUGAACUUAUUGGACUAAAAGUUGAAGAAUUUUUUGAGAGACAAAAUGGUGAUUGGAAUGGCCCAAAAGCACCUUUGACUUUUAAGCUAAUUGUACCAGCAUCUCAAUGUGGUUUCAUAAUUGGAAAAGGUGGAUGUAAAAUAAAAGAAAUUAGAGAAUCAAGUGGAGCUGCCAUACAAGUAGCAUCAGAUAUGUUACCCAAUUCAACUGAGCGUCUAGUUUCAAUUACUGGUACUACGGGCACAAUAUCUCAAUGUGUUUAUCAAGUGUGCAAUGUACUAUUAGAUUCUCCGCCACGUAGUGCAACAAUACCUUAUGAUCCUCGCAGUAAAACUUCAGGAUUUGCUAGUAGUGCAGUUGGUAAUGAUUUUGGGAGACAACGCACUAAUCCUUUAGCCAGUCUAGCAGCUCUUGGGUUAGGAACUGCAUCGACUGGAGGUAUUAAUCCAGCUGCCUUAGCUGCAUUAGCUGGAAGUCAGUUGAGAACAGGUAAUCGUCAAAACCGAAAUGGUGGUGGGGAACAUAAAAAUCAAAAUUCUAAUUCAAACACUGAGACAAUAUCAAUGACUGUACCUAAUGACUUAAUCGGAUGUGUCAUUGGUAGAAGAGGAAGUAAAAUUGCAGAAAUUCGACAAAUAAGUGGUGCUUUAGUACAUAUAGCUAAAGGUGAAGGAACUCAUGAAAAUGGUGAGAAUGAAGAUCGUCAUAUAACAAUUACAGGAAACAAAGAUUCUAUUUCAGUUGCCAAGUACUUAAUUGAAAUGAGCGUGGAACUGCAGAAAGCCAAUCUUGAGGGGGCAAACUCAUCCUCUAGUCCUGACGAUGGGUCCAGCUCAACCUUGCCCACUCCUCCGACGGUGGCCGCAUCUCCUUUGUCGUCCGCCAUCCCAUUGGCUCAACUAUUUGCCAAGCCGGGUGCCAUUAAUGCCCUAUCCAGCUUAUCUGCUCUUGGCGGCCUAACCGACCUCUUGGGAGCCUUAUCUGGCGCCAAUCAAUCCCCUCCGAUACAGACCACGGGUGUCCAUCGCCCGAAAAAUUAUUUCCAGAGAAACCGCAGUCCUUCAGGCGAAAAAACCAAAGCAGACAGGACCAAGUUUGCUCCUUACUGAAUGCCAAUUGAUCCAAAAUCCGCCAAUUAUUGCUAUUCAUACUAAUGUUUUAUCCUACCCAUUUUCAUUUCUUUAUUUUUAAGUAGUUUUUUUCAUUAUUUUAUAAUUUAUUUAAUUAUUCAUUAAGAAAACUUCUAAUUUUUGAAAGUCUGAAACAAUUCUAAAAAAAACAUCUCUUUUUUGUUUUUAAAAUAUUUAACAUAAUUGAUUUUAUUUAUAGAGUUAAACUUAAAACAUUAAAGUUAGAAACAAAUCUCUUUCGUGGGUGGAAUUAUUGCAUUUUAAGGUUUUAGUAUAUUAUUUUUAUUUAAUAUAUUUUAUUGUGUCCAAUUUAUAUUUCACUUUUUAGUUUAGAUUGUUUCCAAUCACUACUUAUAGCCUAUAUUUUUAGUUCUUACAUUAUAUUUUUUUUUAGAUCUUAUUGAUAAUAUAUCUUGUAUUCCUUAUUUUAUUUCUUAAUUUUUAACAAAUUAAUAUGAAAUCCAAUAAAUAAAAUCUGCUCUGCUUACAUUUGUUGAUAUAAUAUUUUUAUGAUAAUAAAAUGUAAUUAUGGGUUCACAAAAAUUAAUGAAUCAUUAUUUACUACUUCAUGUAGUUAUAAGAUAACGUGUUUAUGUUUCGAUUUCCUUGUUUUUUGGGGUUUAUAUUCAUUAAAGUAUUUACUUUAUAAUUUUUAAAUAUGCAUGUUUUAAUUCUUUUAAAUUACAAGUUGGACAGAAUUACACAUAUACAUUUGAAAACAUAUAAUUAUAAUCUUUUUAUAUUUCAAGUGUCAACACAAGCAUUUUGUUAUUUGUCUUGGAUACAAUUAACACAUUAGCUGCAUAUCAUAUUUAAGUAUAGUUGUGAUGUUGAAUAAAUUGGAAUUUAAAAAAAAACUCAAACAUUGAAAAAUUAAAAUAUCAUUAAAUAACUUGCACGUACAUAUGAAAUAAUACUUGUAGGAUAGGAUAAUAAAAAAACUAGUUAUUUAAUUACAAUACAUUAAUAACAUGGUAGAUAAUACCAGUUGGCGUCAUUCAGAAUAUGUGAACAAUGUUAAUUGACAUGUUUUGGCAUCAUCUACUGUGAACAUGUUAAAAUCCCCAAAUUUUUAUUCAUGAAAAUUUUUAAUUAAUUUAAUAUUAAGAUGAACAGUUGGAAUAAUAUAUACUAAGUAGUAACUACUUGUUUAAUAUUCUAUAUAGUAUCUUAUAUUGUACAUUAUUUGUAUACAAACAACCAUCUUACCUUAUGCAUGUAUAAUAAUAUGCUAUAUUUUCUGUAUCGUACAAUAUUUUUAUGUAAAAGUAUAAUAACCCACUAAUUUAUAUUGUAUCAAUUUUCUUUGCUUGAAAUGUUGGAAAAAGAUUUGUUUUUUUUUAAAUAAUAAUGUCUAUUUAAUAUUAUUCUUUUUCUUAAUUUUGUGAUAUUAUAACAACUCCCCUUCAUCUAUACAUACUUACACACACACAAUAUCAUACUAGUCUUAUAAUGUUGAAAAUCUUUUACAUUAUUUAUACAUGUAACAUACUAAAUAGUACAUUUAAAAGUGUGGUAGAUAGCAUGUUGAAUAAGUACUUGAAACGUGAAAACCCCACAUGGUAAUGUUUUUCAUUAAUAACAUUAAUAAUCUUAUGAUACAUGUGUUGAGGCAAUCAGUGGUGAUUUAUGUGAAUUUUGGCCCAGUUAACUUUUUAAAAAAAUAUUAAAGAAAUGAGGAUAUAAAAUAUUGAAAUUAUAUUAAUAUAUAUAAUAAAAUUUGUUGAAGUUUUGAUAAAAUAAAAAUAAUGAUAAUGUAGUCAAUUAUGAUCCAAUGUUAGUUGUUAUACAUUAUAUUAUAUUUAUACUGUGAUAUUGUAUUAUUACAUUAAAUCUUACACACAUUCAUACAUAUUUAUAAUCACAAUUGCACCAAAUAAUUAUUUAAAUUAUAAAUUGUUAUAACACUUAUAAUAAAUAAUCAACAAUGUACUAUUCAUAUUAGUUGAUUAAACUUAUUGUUAAGCUUACAUCCCAACUAAGCAACUAAAACAACGUUUUUAGAAUAUCAAUAAUGAUAAAUAAUGGCAUUUUAAUUUUUACCUAACUCUUAUUUUUAAACUUUAAAUGGUGUAGAACCAAAAAAUUAUUUAUUUUUAUUUAAAAUUAUCAAACAAUUGUAAUUUGGCUAAAAAUUAAUUUUACACUCUUAGAAAAAUUUAAUUAAAUAUUUAAAAGAUUUUUAAAAAAGUGUUAAAAAUAAAACAAGUAAUAUAUAAAAUAUAUUAUACAAAUUGUAUAUAAGAAAUAAAAUUGUCUUCAUUUACUUUGUGAUUAAAAUUAUUUUAUUUAUAUUUAAUAUAUUGCAAUCUGAAGAUAACUUAAAAAAAAGUGGUAGUAUUAAUUAUCUUAAAAAUUAUCUUUAUUUUUCUGAGUAAUCUGCUUUUUGUUUAAAUUUAAAACUAAUCACCUUAUAAUAUAUUUAUUAUUUUAUUUAAUUUUAAAUUGUUAUAUUAUAAUCCUAGUAAUACAUUUACAUUUAUAAUAAAAUAAAAUUUAAAUUCAAAUAAUACAUUUGUAUGUUUUUUUUUUAGUUUUAUUAUGAAAAAAAUGUAUCAUUUACUUUUAGACUUAAAAAAUAAUUUGUUUCAAUUUUUUCCUUAAUCCCACUUUACAGUUUAUUUCUAUACAUCAUUUUACUCUUCGGUUAUACUCACUACCAAAGUGUAAGCUGCUUUUAAUCUUCCACAACAUUUGUGCUAUCUAUUGUAUUAUCAACUACUUUUACGAUUACUAUCAUAAUCCUUAUUGAUGACUAUUUAAUAUGAUCUAUAGCUACAAGUAAGCUAUUUUUUCCUGAAAAAUCCAUCAAGAUAACAAACUCAAUGGAAAUAUUGGUCGAACCGUUGAUGUGUUUUGAAUGUAUCGAUAUUUGAUAUAUUUUGGUUGAUAUAUUCACUACCUUUAGCCGUCUAUUACUAGACGUUAAUAGAACUAUUUUGAACUGGUCACUUAUUUAACACUGACAAUCAUUUAAGAAGGAUGUUGCCAUGAUAUUAGAAGACUGCAGAAAUUUGCCAACAUAUGACUUCCAUUUAUAAAUAAUUCAUUAUCUAAUUAUUAAAAAAGAAGAAAAUUUCAGUUAUUUAAUGAACAACGUGCUUACAAAUUGAUUUGAACGAUUUUUAUGAAGUUGUAUGCUUACAACAUUCUUUAAUUCUUGAAAUUUUACCAAUUAUAAAAAUGACAACAAAUUAAGUAUUUGUGUACUUAACUAUUUUUAAGGAUAUUGAUGAUUUUACUUAAUAUAUAUUAUUAUGUUUUAUAUUAA
This is a messenger RNA of Rhopalosiphum padi (bird cherry-oat aphid), 4794 nucleotides long. Its product is annotated as poly(rC)-binding protein 3-like. Gene Ontology annotation, molecular function: mRNA binding. NCBI's taxonomy places the organism in Eukaryota, Metazoa, Arthropoda, Insecta, Hemiptera, Aphididae. The record is from RefSeq and is a predicted model, not a curated record. Gene Ontology annotation, cellular component: cytoplasm; nucleus. Gene Ontology annotation, biological process: regulation of RNA metabolic process; regulation of gene expression. The coding region runs from base 159 to 1502 and encodes 447 amino acids. The transcript has 13 exons.